Messenger RNA from Dioscorea cayenensis subsp. rotundata (Guinea yam), 3479 nucleotides. RefSeq names its product cytokinin dehydrogenase 9-like. NCBI's taxonomy places the organism in Eukaryota, Viridiplantae, Streptophyta, Magnoliopsida, Dioscoreales, Dioscoreaceae. Gene Ontology annotation, molecular function: cytokinin dehydrogenase activity; FAD binding. The record is from RefSeq and is a predicted model, not a curated record. Gene Ontology annotation, biological process: cytokinin metabolic process.
CCCCCAACAAGUUUGUGGUGCAAAAUUCACCAGUCAAAAUCCGGUCCUCCUCGAUCACAAUCCCGACGACAUGAAAUCAACACAAUACAUGGUCAAGAUUAACGCAACAGAAAUACUCCUUAGCAGAAACAAAAAUACUGACAAUGGCAGAAAUUUUGCAAGAGAAAUACAUACUCUACAGAAACAAAAUAGUGACAACAACAGACAGAAUUUCGCAAAUUGCACUGAGUUUCACUUGUUUGCAGAAACAAAAAAAAAAGAAAUCAAUCAUCAUUAAAUAAUCAACAACUUGAUUUAUUUGAUUUUAUUUAUCUUCCUGGUGUGUGUGUGUGUGUUCUCAGACUUCAAGUUUAAAAGUCAGAUGACUGGGAUGAAUUGGUAGGGUCAUAGGCCUGGUGUGUUCAUGUGAACUCCAAGCUCCCAUCCCAUGCACGGGCCGCCCUCCGGGAAUCACUCUCAGAGUGCGAUCGUUUGAGCCCCACCUUCCUCUCACCAUCAAAAAGCAAGGCCAGCAUCUUAGGUGUAGAAUCUAGGUGGCGAAUCACAUCAUCCUCCUGUGGACCUCAUCAACACUAAAUACUCCUCAAAUCUAAUAAAAUGUUCAUUCUCAUGCCCAUCAACUUUGAUGAUUUAAGCUUUCCCAUGUACAACAACUCCCAUAUAUUGUCCAUCACUCACUGUUCUUUUUCCCUCGCUUGUUUUAACUAACAGGUUCAGGUUGUUGUUACCUCAGAAAACCCAAGUGGAAUUGUCAAGAACACCCUUCAUUAUCCAAGUUGCCACUUGCCAUCUCUCUCAUGGAUUCUAUUCUAUUCUAUUCAUCAAACAGCACCAAGAUUUCCUUUUAAAUCUCCCUCCUCCCCUUCUUCUUCCAAACCACCACCACCAAUACCAUCACCUUCUUUACCUUCUCUUGUAUACCAAAACCAUAAACAUGACAACCUUGUCCAUUUCCACCACUGUCAAGUUCUUGAUGAUCUUCUUCUUCAGUAGUAGGAUUGCUAUGCAAACGUAUAACACUGACGUUGACUCAACUCUGAGUGAGUUGAGUCUCGACGGAGAAUUCGACUUUCAUAAUGUAUCGCAUGCUGCAAAAGACUUCGGCAACCGGUUUCAGUUUCAGCCGUUUGUCGUCUUAACACCAAAGACUAUUUCUGAUAUAUCUGCUACAAUCAAGCAUGUUUACCAAAUGGGGCAGAGUUCUUCAUUAACUGUUGCUGCUAGAGGUCAUGGACAUUCACUCCAGGGUCAGGCUCAAGCACCGGGUGGCAUCGUUAUCCAAAUGGAGUCUCUUCAGCAGCAAGAGAUUUAUGUGCACUCAGGAAGGUUAUCAUCAUAUGUGGAUGUUUCUGCAGGAGAGUUGUGGAUAAAUGUUCUGCUUGAGAGUCUCAAGCAUGGCCUUGCACCCAAAUCAUGGACUGACUAUCUUCAUCUCACUGUUGGCGGCACAUUAUCUAAUGCUGGAAUCAGUGGGCAGGCUUUCAAGCAUGGUCCACAGAUUAGCAACGUUCAUCAGCUAGAGAUUGUUACAGGGAAAGGUGAGGUUGUUACCUGCUCUCCUGGAGAAAAUGUUGAUCUCUUCUAUGGUGCUCUUGGAGGACUUGGUCAGUUUGGAAUCAUCACCAAAGCUAGAAUUGCACUUGAGCCAGCACCACAAAUGGUGAGAUGGACUAGAGUUCUGUACUCAGACUUCACUGCAUUCACACAAGAUCAAGAGAUGUUGAUAUCAGCGAAGAAGACGUUUGACUACAUCGAAGGCUUUGUGAUAAUAAACCGGACAGGAAUUCUUAAUAACUGGAGGUCCUCCUUCAACCCUCAGGAUCCUGUUCAAGCCAACCAUUUCAAAUCAGAUGGGAAAACACUAUUUUGUCUUGAGAUGACAAAAAACUUCAAUGCUGAUGAAACAGAUAUCAUGAACCAGGAAGUUAAAACACUCUUGUCACAACUGAGAUAUAUACCGUCAACACUGUUCCAGUCAGAGGUCACAUACUUGGAGUUCUUAGACAGAGUGCAUGUAUCUGAAGUCAAGCUGAGGUCAAAAGGUUUGUGGGAGAUUCCACACCCAUGGUUAAACCUUCUCAUACCAAAAAGUAAAAUUCAUGACUUUGCUGAUGGAGUCUUUGGCAACAUUCUUAAAGACAGCAACAAUGGUCCCAUCCUUUUCUAUCCACUAAACAAAUCCAAGUGGAAUAACAAAACAUCAGCAGUCAUUCCAGAUGAGGAGGUUUUCUACCUGGUGGCUUUCCUUUCCUCAGCACCAAACUCAUCAAAUCAUGACAGUCUAGAUCGUGCAUUAGAAAUGAAUGAAAAGGUACUAGAUUUUUGCAAGAGAGCUGAUAUUGGAAUGAAGCAAUACUUGCCUUAUUACAGCAGUGAAGAAGAGUGGAAGGCCCACUUUGGCUCCAGAUGGAAACUCUUUGCCCAAAGAAAAACAUUCUAUGAUCCUCUGUCUAUCCUUGCACCAGGGCAGAAAAUUUUUAGAAGGGCGGUAUAUACUUCAUGAAAAAAAAUACAUAGUUUACAUCUGCUUACAUCUUGUACAAAAGUCAGGCAGAGACAUUUCUGAACAUACAUACAGGGAAUUUCACUUACUUUGGAUGUACAGAGCAACAAGAAAUACAUAUGCCUAAGGGUUAAAAUCAUGAAUUGUAUAUACACCUGUGUAAAAAUUUCAUUUGCUCAUGCAUACAUGACUUAUUUUAAAAUCUUUUGUUGGUAUGUAGUAUCUUUAACCACUAACUGACAGAGUUAUACAGUGCGAUUUUUUUUUACCUUUUGAGUAUGUCCCUACCAAACUUAAAUUGCGUGGAUACCACCAGAGGUCAUUCAUGGACAAUGUUGACCAUCCCUUGAAAUCUAUAAAAUAAUGACAAAAGAUGUAAACGAGACAUUGCAAAAUCUAAUUAAUGGUUGUAUAAAAUAAUUGUUAUUUAACCACAACUAAACUUUCAUGUGUUAACCAAAUGGUGAUUAAUGGAACACGCCCAAAAAUCUUAAAUUUAUAAACAGAAUUUGUCAGAAAAAAAAAUCAAAAUAGUGGCCAUUAGUGUCCACAGUUUUAAAGUUGGUAAUACAUAUAUACACAAAUAAAAAUAUCUUGGAACAAUCAUAUGGAUCUUGCAGCAACUUUUUCACAGUUCAUUUAAUAACCUUUACUACUUAGUCUAAUGUUAGAACAACUUAAAAUAAGCCAAAAUUUGUCAAAGUCACCUUCUGUUACAAUUGAAUCAUGCAUAUAAAUCAGGUAAAGCUUAAAGACUAGCCAGAAUCAUCAAGUAAAAAGAUUAGAUUUGGAUGAAAAAUUUAUUAUGAAAUGAUUUCAAAAUAACUUAGUAUUCUUGGUGUUAUAUUAUUUCCACAAUAACCUGUAAGUGUAAGCCAUGAGUGAUAAGUCCAAUAAUAAAAGUUAAAAAUGUCAGAGGAUGUGGUCACCAAACUCUGAAGCAUAGCUCUAACAGCCAAAUAGCUCAAAGUAAAAA